Symbiodinium natans is the source of this 3903-nucleotide messenger RNA. The record is from the annotation of a GenBank genome assembly. Lineage: Eukaryota; Dinophyceae; Suessiales; Symbiodiniaceae.
AUGGUGGUAGCGCUGUUGGUGGCUUUUGCAGCCUUUGCGCUUCUCUUCACCCUGGGAGUUUGCUGGUUUUGGCCAGACUAUGUCGAUGGCAGUGAUCCACCAAAAGUGCGGCGCAUCCUCAUUGCGGUGGUGCUGGCGCUGACCUUUGAAGAAACCUUGCUCUACAUUGGAGGUGUUGUUGGCUUCCGCAGCCUACUCGUAAUUUUAAUCUGCAACAUAUGGGGGCACUUGGAUGCCUCCCUCCGGUACCCCAUCGUGCACGACCUUGACAGCUUCUUUGCCUUGAAGCAGCUCUUCUUGGUGCUCCUGAAGACGGCAGGAUACCUUUUGGGCUUCCGGGAGGUCACGAAAAACUUGGGUUGGGUGGUUCUCGCACUCCUCGUAAAUGUCUGCACGGUCCCCAUUAUAUGGCUGACAGCCUUGCCAAUUGGGGAUGUGAGUAGCUACCAUCAGAAGCAUGAUGUGCUCGAUGAAGACUUGGCAGUGCGCCUCUGGUGUUUCGCAACCGUCAGCACUGAACGGGCGGCAGCCAUGGCACGGUGGAAGGCAAUGGCUCGAAGAGCUCUUGCAGACGUGGCGCGAGCAGUUCCGAUGCUGAAGCCUGCUGCCUUGCGCAUUGACCCAGCCCUGGUGAGAAUUCUCAAGGCAGGCAAAGUGCGUACAACCACAGAUGCAACUGUCACAUCUGAUGCCCGAGAAAUCGUUGAGCGCUUGCUGAAGCAGCCAGACCCAGCAUUGGUCAGUUUGGUAACAUGCGUCUGGUUUUCAUGCCGGGACAAUGUGGAACAUUUGCAUGAACAGCCAAGUGGCGUGCAGAGGCGAAAGGAGUUGAACGAGGCUCCCGGUGACUUGCUGCCAUUUUGUCUCAAUGCAGAACGGGACCUAGACGUUGUGGACGUGGGCAAGGCCAUGCAUGCCGCUUUUCGAUUGUUUGUUUAUCUCACAUCCAACCGCACGGCCGCCAUGCCCAAGCAGAUCACUGAGAUUCGACAAUUUCUGCAGAUUGCCCGUCGGAAGGAUUUUGAUUUGACAGCGCUUCCUAGGAUUCCUAGCAAGGGUAGCCGGUGGACGAUGGACGCACGCUCGGUCAAGAUCAAGAAGAACGGAACCCAGACGAAGUUCAAGAUCCGCUGCAGCAGAUAUCUCUACACCCUGAUCAUGACUGACAAGACCAAAGCGGAGAAGUUGAAGUGGCCCAGUUCAGCCCGGUUCGACCUGGUUCGACGAGAGGAGAGCCGGACCUUGCUUGAGAGGCCCGACCAGGAGGGUGACAUCAUCGCCCUCCGACUUUUCAGCCCUGUGCGGUCUACGACACAAGAAGCUAUCAAAGCAGAGGUCAUUGCCGCCGAGGCAGCUUUGGAGAUGCGGGCUGAAGUUGACGGUCUCCCGGUGGUCUAUGACUCGCCCGCUGUGUCUAUUUCUUUGCGGAAGGUGAGCCCUGAUGCCUUGAUGCAAAACGGUGCAGAAGUCGAAGCACCUGAUGGUGCAUCUGUAAAGAUACCCGCAGAUCCUCGCAUCAAGGGCCGACAUGGAGGUCCCGUGACUGUGACUGUGACUAGCUAUCAUGCUGGUGAUGCUGUAAAGGAAAUGCCAAAGGUGAAGUAUGGGGCACAGCAGCAGAUGCAACCAGAAUCAAAACUCACUGGCGUGGAAGCAAAUGCAAGCCUUGCAGAAGACGACAAUGCAUCAAACAGGACACACAACAACACAAAGAACGAUCGUGUUGAUUUCUUCAUGACGAAGACCAGCGUCAGCUGGCGCGGGACCGUAGAUGUCAAGGUGCCUGGGUUGUCAGCCCAAGUACCUGCACACGAUCGACCCUGGACUCCGUAUGGCGAAAGCGUGCUGUAUCCGGAAGAGAAGGCAGCAGUGCGAGAAGAAUUGGAGCGUCUGGCAGCGCUGCCGGACAAUGAUGAUCGGCUUCGAGGUUGUCGGAAGUUGGCAAGACAGUGGCAUCCGGACAAGCACCCUCCUGAAGAACGUGAGAAAGCGACAGAAAUCUUUGAGUACAUGCAGGAGCUCCGUUUGGCCCUAGGCUUGUCAGUACGGACCCAAGCAGAGGAAGAUGGCUGCCACAACGUGAAAGGCGCCGCGAACCAGAGCCGACAGAAGGAGACAGGAAAGCAUGAGCCAGCCUAUCCCAUGGCGCAUGUUGAUUCCGAAAAACUCGGUGACAAGAUCUUAACUAUAACAGGUGCCAGAGAGCAGAAAGAGCUUGCGUUGACAAGCAUCGUAGCCGACCUCUUUGAAUUUCAAGGAGUCCCUGAAGAUUCACCGGACAUCUGCGUGCUCGUGAUGCCAUCUUGUGCAAUCGGCGCAGUGAUUGGCACAAAAGGUGCCAAAAUCAGUGAAAUCAUGGCAGAGUCCGGCACCGAUAUAGACGUUGGAAGGGAGUGCAUCACUGGGAUGCCCGACAAUCCUGUCGUCUUGAAAGGCCUGCGCCCUCAGAUCGUCAAAGCGGCAGUCCUGGCCAACGACGUGUUGCAAGAUUUGGCAGACAAAGGCCGUGUUAACGCCAGUGACUUUCGCUACGUUCCUGGCCGGACUGCAGCACCCCGAGUUGGUGGUCGCGGGGCAUUCGCUUCCUGUGCAGCAGCACGGUUUCUUUUCGACAGGGAGUUUGCAGGAUUCAUGAUCGGAAAGGGUGGUGAGAAGAUUACGAGAAUCCGAGACCAGACAGGUGCAACUCUUCAAUUUCGAGGUUCUGCUGAGGAGGUGGCGCUUUUCCUGGGUCCGGACGACCGUGUUUUAGACAUCCGCGGCACACCUACACAACGCAACCAGGCGGUUGAGUUCUGCUUCAAGGAGAUGGACUCCGCCCCACAGUCCAUCCAAGAAACUCGUAUUUUGAUCCCAUUAGCCGUGCCCGAGGCACCGCUGGAAGAAACGGUGGCACGGACUGGGGCAUCUUGCAGCCUGUCACAGGACAUGCACAUAGUUAGCCCAGAGAGUACAGAGCGCGUGGUUCGAUUGGAGGGUGCCCCUCCGGAGCGGCUGGCUGCAGCUUUAGGUUUGCUCGUCAAAGCUGAUGAGUAUGCUCCAAAUGUGCCAGCCGUCCGGCCACCUGCAGCACCUGUUCGAGUGGACCGGCAAAGUGACCAUGCCGCAGAAGCUGCGGCAGAAGCUGCCGCACAACCUGCGGCACAACCCGCGGCACAGCCUGCGAUUCGCACACCAGACAAGCCGGAAGAUGAUCCCGAGCGGCGGAUAGAGCCAGAGUCAGGCAAAGCAUAUACCUUCGCAGAGUUUCGAGUAGCUUUCGCGGAAACGUAUUCCGAGAAGGACAUUUGCGACUAUUGGCGAGAUGCCUGCACGCCAAUCAAGCAGCAAGAUAAGCAAGUGACGCCAGUAACGCAAGAGAACGAGCACGGGCAGUCCUCUCUUGCCUCUGGAAUUGCCUCGCCUGCGGUCCAAGAGGCAAAGCAAGAGGCAAAGGAGCCUCUUUCAGGCCAAAAGCUUGAUCGUCCAGAGCCACAAAAUGGAAAUGUGAAGCGAGAUGAGGCGACGGCUGGCAAUCUUAACGGAAGGAUAAAGGCAAGCUCGGAUCAAGGCCAGAUGAAGAUUCCAGGCGAAUCGGGCAGUGUAUCUGGACACCAAGGAGCUCAGGAUUCCAAUGUGUUGCCCACCAAUCUUCCGGUGGGCGUUCACAGAUGGCGCGAGAAGCUGCUGGACUCACCGCCAUCACAGCUCCAUGUCGUCUUGCCCACAGAGCUUGUAAAGGAUCCACUGGUCGAGCAAGGGUUCCUGGCUGAGAUAGCCGUUGGCUGUCAAGUGCACAUCGAUGUCUGUGGUGAAGUCGCUCCGGGUCAGCGGCAGCUUAUCCUGUCGGGCACUUGCGCAGCCAAUGCGCUGGCUGCGGUGGCUCUUCAGAUGCGUGCAUGGUUUGCUGGAGCCAGGCCGUAA